This is a messenger RNA of Ooceraea biroi (clonal raider ant), 4092 nucleotides long. RefSeq names its product sorting nexin-29. Lineage: Eukaryota; Metazoa; Arthropoda; Insecta; Hymenoptera; Formicidae. The record is from RefSeq and is a predicted model, not a curated record. Gene Ontology annotation, molecular function: phosphatidylinositol binding.
UAGUCACUGGUGCUGCACUGACUGUGAUGGAUACGAGGAACAGGAGCAGUUCCGCCCCUGGUAUCGCGAGUUCGUGUGGGUUUUUCGUGACAGCGAAUGUGCAACACCACGUUAAAUAUCAUGAUGCGACGACGACGCGUUGACACCGUCACGUCUUUAAAGUGACGAGCCUUCCUCCGCGCGUUCCAGUGCGUUGGUCAUUGUAUCGCAUUGAUUUCCGAUGAUCGCUUGCGGCCUUCGAGCGAAUUGUGAGAGCGGAUCGAGGCAGUGAUCUGCACUGCGUUGCUUAAAUGGCUUUGCGUAUUAUGUCAGCAAUAGUGCCGAAUACACAUAAUAUAGUGGAUCAUGCAGCUGAAAAGGAAAAGUUACUGGAGGACUUAUUAGUCGCUGCGAAGGAAUGUCAUGUCAGAUUUGGUGGACGCGCGGAAUUAGCUACAGAAUCAGAUAUAUGUGUAGCUCGGCUUUGCCACAUAUUUGAAUUGAUUUUUAGCCAUGGAUUAAAGACGAAUUAUAUAGAGAAAAUCAACUCGGCGUUCAGACAUGUAUCUGAUUUGGUUUCUGGAGGUAAUGUAAAAUCCAGCAGCGCAGCAGACGCAGCAUUCUGGCCAUGCAUAAAAGAUCAACUCACAUGGCAUGAACAAGAGCGUUUUAGUACAUUGAGAAAGGUACAUACGGAUUAUGGUCGAGGCAGAGCAUGGUUGAGAGCUGUUCUGAAUGAAAGGUCCCUGGAGCGGCAUUUACAUGCUGUUAUAAAUCCUAGCACACUGUCUCCUUUCUACGAGGAAUGGGCAUUUAUAAUGGAUCAGGAAAAGAAUUCUGUAUUACCUAAUGUUGCCGCAGGCCUUGGCACAAUUCUAUUUGCGAUAAGAACGGAUAAUGAGGAGCUUGAUGAUCUAAAAGGGAAGGGAGCGGACAGGAAUAGGGGCGCGCAUUCGGAGCCAGUUAUUCCUACAGUACUUCCAGAACCUCUUGCAUCGGAACAAGAGAAGCGGAAGAAGAAAGUACCGACUCGUAUAAUCUCCUUCGACGAUGACAAUGAUGAAGACGAGCGCAGGGAAGCCGCAAUUUCUAUGAGCGCACCGCCAACGUGCCCCAGUUCUCCGGCAGCAGCGUCGACUAAAGAUUCUACUUCACCUUGCUUGUCGGAUUCUCAGCCGCACGUAUAUUCUAAUGACAGCGCAAUAGACAAGAUAAAACUUCCAGAAUGGGAACAAUGCGAGUCCUUUGAAGAAGAGAAAGUAUUAACUCCUGUGAUGGAUGCCGAAAAUAUGGGCGGCCUAGUACCUGUAUCGUCGCUUGACGAAACGCUAAAUGAUAUGUUAGUCACUCUGCCAAGUUAUUUAGAUGAUUCAUCGGAGAUAACAGAACCUGCGGUGGAGGCGACGGAACCGUUGAUUGGUUUGGAUUUCCACAUAGAUUCGGAGAAUUUAGAUAUAGAUACGUUGCGCGUGAGGCUUCUAGCUAUGACGGAAGUACUAGAGCAGGCCAGAGAAGAUGCGAUAACGAGCAGAUUGCAACUAGCUCGCUUCCAGAGGCAACAUCAGCAUUAUAUGGAAAGGCAUGAGUUACAGUUGCAAACAUUGAACAGAGAGAACGAACUUUUACGACAACAAUUACGUAAAUACGUCACGGCUGUUCAGAUGUUGAGGAGAGAUUCCGAUUCCACGACGAUAUCUGAGGACGAUCCAUCGUUGGAUUAUCACAGUGAAGCGCGACAGUAUGAGGAAAAGUUGAUACAAGUGGCGGAUAUGCAUGCCGAGCUAAUGGAAUUUAAUGCUAGAUUGACGAUGCAGUUGACGAACAGGGAUAGAUUAGUGAAAAUGUUGCAAACGGAAUUGGAGUGUCUCCGAGGGCCGUUAAAUGAGGACGAUCUACCCUCGGAACCGCCGUGUCUUAUUCACAUAUGGAUUCCAUCUGCGUUUCUUACGGGGCAGCCAUCGGACAUUCAUCAUGUUUAUCAAAUCUAUGUACGCAUAAGAGACACUGAGUGGAAUAUUUACAGACGGUACGCUCAAUUUUAUGCGCUUUAUAGAGAAUUGAAGAAACACGAUGCAAUUGUUACGACUUUCGAAUUUCCACCAAAGAAAACGAUAGGAAAUAAGGACGCGAAAUUUGUGGAAGAGCGACGACAGAAACUACAGCAAUGGCUACGGCGAGUUGUCGGACGUGUAGCGCAAUGUUCUCCCGCAUUCGCGUGUAGGCCGAGCAGGCAGACGCUCGUGUCCUUGAUGCCUUUCUUCGGUGAUAAUCCUAACGCCGAGGAAUCGAGGAAAGCUAAUUCCGCAAGAAGUACUUUCUCUUCUUCCCCUCAAUAUAUGGGUUUAUAAUCAUGACAAUUUUUAUAGACACAAUUUGUACAUACGAGAAACAGAAAUCUUAAUUUAAUUGCGUGAGACAAGUAUCUUGUUAUAUGCAAUAUAUAUAUAUAUAUAUAUAUAUAUAUAUAUAUAUAUAUUGUUGACAGAGUUAUGUGGGUUGAACACGUCAUUGCAUGUGUUUAUGUGUAAAUAACAUAUCUAUGCACAUGCGACUUGUAUGGUAUCGGCAUGAAAUUAAUUAAUAUGUAGCAAAGGCUAUUAAAAACUGGUCCUUUCUAUAAAAAUGGUAGUUCGUGUUUUUAAUAUUUUACUACCGAAAGGAGAUUAAUGUCCCAAUUUGGAAUUUUAUAUUAGUUUAAUUACUAGAAGUAAACUUAAUUUCUUGCCUAAAGUGUAAAAUAAUAUUAGGCAUGUACUUCACAGUAUCUGAUUUAAGUUCAUUGAUAAAAUGAAUAGAAUCCAAUGUAUAUAAUUAGAUUUCAAUAUAAACGCUAUACAAUAAAAUAACACAAUAAUGAUACCUGUAGUAGAAUAAGACUGUUUGAGUGAAUCCAAUAACUUGAAUUGAUAUUAUCGAAUUUUUAUAGAAAAUGAAUUAUAGAAAUUUUUUUAAGUGAUUAAAAAAUAUGUGCAUAUAACUAGCAAAUUUGAUGAGAACGGAUGGUAUAAAUUAAUAAAUAUAAGUUUAAAUUGAACACGUAAUUAGAAUAUGACGAUAAGUUUUCACGUGUUGUGAUAAAGGCGUAACGCGCAUUAAGUUACAACAUAUCUAUAUAUUUUUUAAAAAGUUUAUUUACUUAAGGCGCCUUAAUAGUAAUAUAAAAAGGUACAUUUUUCCAUUUAUCUUUUUUCUUAUGAGAAAAAUAAAAGUGCAUAUCAUUAUCGGAAUAAGUACAUAUAUAACAUGCCGGUAAAUCAAAGUACAACUAAUCGCGUGUGUGAAAACCACAAAUUUUUUUACGACUUACAGGGUAUUCUCACUAUGGAGAGGUAAGAUAAGAGGAUCCGUGAGAUCAAGGACAUCGAUAAGUAUCUCUCGAAAUAAAUCCGCGCAAAACGCAAGUAGCACUUUCGGCCUAUUUAAACAACAAUUCAUUUCUUUUUUACAAUAUAUUUGUACUGGGCAACACUUUGGCUGUGCUCACCUUUCCAUAUUGAGAGAAGUUUUUUUUCCUUAAUAGCAGGGCAUGCUCUGUGUUACAAAUAUACUUAGUUAUUAUUAUUAUUAACAUUUCUUGUUCUACGACCGACGAAUAAAGAUUAGUAAUAAUCAUAUCAUUUUGUGAAGCCAUCACGCAACAGUCGAUGUGUUUAUCUCAAUGGCCAAACGAAACAUCGUGAGCUUAAAUUACAUUACAUCACAAUUGCAAUGGUAUCGCAAUUAUCGUAAGCUUUGUUAUUAAACCAUUCGCGUCAUUUCCUCAGACAGCCGUCAAAAUAAUGGUAGAAUUAAACACAAAUUUCCUGCUUAAUCAAUCGUGUAGCAUGUCAAGUGUACUGUGAUUGAAUACGUAUUAAAAAGUACGAGAGAGAGGGAGUUCCAUUACUAUAUAUUCUCAAUACUAACAUUGUUUUACAUGUUUUCAUACUGUUGGGAUAUACACUUGUGAUACACGAUAAUUAACCGAAAGCAUGUAAGAAAUGAUAUAAAAAUUGGAAAGAAACGUUUAGUGAAAUAAUCAAUCAUGUGUUACUUCGAAUGAAACUGUAACUAUUGUAAUUGUAACAUUGACAUUUAUUCGCAUAAAUCGCCAAUAAAUCUGCACAUGGCAAA